Messenger RNA from Saccostrea cuccullata (small rock oyster), 1211 nucleotides. RefSeq lists its product as uncharacterized. Gene Ontology annotation, cellular component: extracellular matrix. Bases 64 to 948 code for a protein of 294 amino acids. Lineage: Eukaryota; Metazoa; Mollusca; Bivalvia; Ostreida; Ostreidae. The record is from RefSeq and is a predicted model, not a curated record. Gene Ontology annotation, biological process: cell adhesion involved in heart morphogenesis; larval heart development. The transcript is spliced from 2 exons.
UUAUAUUUGGAUGGGUUUUAUAAUAUAAUACGAAAAGAUAGGAACUGUUUCGGGGGAGGUGUCAUGAUCUAUUUUUCUAGUCAAAUACGUGUUAUUAGACACUAUGAUUUUGAACCCUCUGACAUUGAAUGUAUUUGUAUUGAAAUUGAUAACCAUACCUCUAAAAUCUUUUUAUGCUGUGUAUAUCGUCCUCCGAACUCGGAUAGUGGUUUUUGGACCAAACUUGCAUGGUGCGUUGAUAAAAUGAGUGAAAAAUCGGAUAAAAUAAUUUUAGUCGGUGAUAUAAAUGUUGAUCUCCUUACUACUCCACAAACACAUAUAAUCCAUGAAAUUAUCGCAACACAUAAUCUUGUUAAUAAUAUCCACGAACCUACAAGAAUUACACACACGUCGAGCACGCUCCUUGACCCAAUUCUCACUUCAGUUGAUAUCCAAGUUCGUGAAUCGGGUACAUUAGUAAUGGACUCUUCCGUAAGCGACCACAGAGCUACCUAUUUAUCACUUUCUUCGAACAUAAAUUACAAACGAUCUUACAAAAGAAAAGUUUGGGCUUAUAAAAGAGCUGACUUUGUUAAACUUAAUUCUUUAAUUGAAAAUUGUGAUUGGAAUAAAAAUAUAAACGAGGCUCAGACAGUAGAUAUAGCAACAGAAAAUUUUACAUCUGAAUAUCUUGCGUGUGUUCGCGAAUGUAUUCCUGAACAAACGGUAACCAUACGUCCUCGCGACAAACCAUGGUUUGAUUCACUUCUAAGGAAAACAAUGAGAACUAGAAACCGACUUCAUAAAAAAGCACACAAAACCAAAAAAGAUUCCGAUUUUGCCGCAUAUAAAGAGGUCCGAAAUUCAGCAAACAAUAUGAAAAAAUAUGCAAUAUCAAAUUAUUAUGACAAUAUUGAUACAGCUUUAGAUGAUUCAAACAAAAAUAAUAACAAACUUUAUUGGAAGUGACAGACUGUUCAUCGUCAUUUAGGUCUAUUGUUAUCACAAAACCUUAGCUGGACAGAAUACAUUGAUAGCAUUGUAAACAAUGCUUAUAAGAAACUCGGGCUUUUGAAAAAAACUAAAGUUUAAAAUCGGCAGGACACACCUUUCAAAAUUGUAUAUCACAUUUAUCAGACCCUCGCUCGAAUACGCUUCAAUUGUUUGGGAUGGCUGCUCUAAUAAUGAUGCCGAAAAGCUUGAAAGAGUUCAAUUAUCUGCAGCUAGAAUUG